AUCCUUUAAUGGCUUCUCUUCUCCGGCCAAUCAUUUGAGCUAAUCUAACACAAGAGAAAGAGUGAGAGAGAGAGAAACUCUGAGAUGGCGAUGCCGCUGGGAGUGGCGACGUAUCUGAUGAGAAUGGUGUGGUUUUCUCUGACCGGUUGGGUAUUCACUUGCUUGUCUAUCGCCGACGAGAUCGCUGGUUCUCUCAGAAACGGAGAUAUUGGUCCUUUUCAUGUCGGAUGAUCGAUUCGAGAUUCCUUUACUCUCCUUUAUUUGCCUAAUUACAUUAGCGUUGGCUUAAACAGUUCAAGAGUUUCCGACAUAUACAAUGCCGACAUAAGUCUUAGCUAUUUAAGUUCAGUUAACAAAACUUUACUUGAGGUCAAGUCAUGUUUUACCAUCCCAAGAUCACCUUUAAGUAUCCUUUUUUUUUUUUUCUCCUUGGCUUACCACUCAUUUCAUUGUAGGCAGAAUAAACACGUUUUGCAUUCAGUCAGGCCUUUAUGAUUUCACGAAGGGCAUGUUCUACUCUGCAAUCAAUCUGCAGAGAACACGAGCGCACGCCAUUUGAACUGCUAUCAAAUCUUCUCUCAGUCAAGGUUCUAAGUAUCAAACAUUUUGAGAGAGAGAGAGAGAGAUAUCAUAAGACAGCAGAGCAUAGCAGAUAGCUGCGGUAUAUAUUUCUCUGUAUAGUAUAUGUAGAAUUCCAGACUAUAAUUGACCUCAUACUUGUGAUAAAUAAUUGAGCUUUUUUAUUUCAAAGU
Messenger RNA from Eutrema salsugineum, 752 nucleotides. RefSeq lists its product as uncharacterized. The transcript is spliced from 2 exons. Lineage: Eukaryota; Viridiplantae; Streptophyta; Magnoliopsida; Brassicales; Brassicaceae. The record is from RefSeq and is a predicted model, not a curated record. The coding region runs from base 85 to 231 and encodes 48 amino acids.